GUGCUUACCAGUUUGCUGUCGUCGCUGUACGUGGAUGAAAGUGUGCUCCGUUCCGCUCCGAUUUGUAUACAACUUCACACGUUAGGAGUCGUCCUAUCCGGAUGCAAUUGUAAAACUCGUUGUGGUUCAAGUGGAUCCGAAUGAAGUUGUUCCGUUGUUUUGUGCCGCCGAGUGGAGUGUCACUUGAAAAUUGUCAAAAUUGAAUUUUGCUAGCCUGGCCGGUGAAUAUGGCCAUGGCCUAAAGUGAACAAAGGCCCUUCAAAUGGCCAUAACGAGUGCUUUGGUCUUUGUCUGGCUUCGAUAUUUGAACUCAAAUUAAAGUGAUUUCCGGAUUAAGGAGGAUAGUUAUCAAGAGAUACUUACAUAUGUGGACACAAUAGUGAACUGCCAACAAUAAACGUAUAUCUGUGUGCCGGGAUAUGCCUGGCAGGCUGAAUUUUUUGCGGCAAAAGAAAGGCCAACGUCAAGUCAGUGGGAUUUCUUUCCUUUUGGCGAUGAGAGCCAAACAAAUGACACGCCUUCUAUAAGGGACAGAAGUCAUCUAGCAUUCGCGCAGGAUGUGUGCCAGCGACGUGGAACCUGCAGAAUCGGGCUCGAUGGAAGCCUGAGUGGCGGGAGGAGAUUCCUUAGACAGACACCUCUGAUUGAAUUGGCAACAGAAGCACCGACGGCUAAAACAACAACACCAACAAGUACUACAAGAAAAACAAAGGACAUGCGAAAGAAUACGAUGGCGAAUCGGAGGCGCAGAAAGAGGACCAUCGGGAUGCUGACAUCAGGCCUAAAAUCAGUAGUCAAGUGGAAAAUUAUUGUAUCAUCCAUAAUGUUGCUCUUAUUAAGUGGGACAAGUCACGUGCUGGCUGUGCGAAAGGGUCGCCUGAUGUCCCCCAGUACGUUCACCGCCCUCAGCGGAGACCUGCAUGUGCAGAUCCAGUUCAAUGGCAAGGAUGAGGACGACAUGCCGUACAGAACAACCGCACAGCCCGACGAACACUUGAGCCAGGACUCGACGGGGCACAAGAACUCCAUAAUGAGCACUUUAGUCAUUAGCAAAAUCAUUGAUGACGUUCCAACGCCAGAACAGGGACAGGGAAAGGACUUAAUCGAGGGGAGUUCCUCCAACGGAAGCCAGGUGGUCCUGCAGAGGCGUCGCAAGGAAGUGGUUCAGAAUAUCCCUCUGUUUCCGGAUCCCCGGUUCAAUGUCACCCAGGUGACAGUGCCCUGCCAGACAUUCCUCAAAGGCGGACGCUACGAAAUGCAGGUGGUCAGUAAUCUGAAGACCAUAACGCCGGAUCCGCUGGGCACCAAUCAGAGCGAGAUCCGGACCACAACUCUAGUGCCAGCGCAGGAUGAGCGCCUCCUGCAGACCCUGGACGUGCGGUGGCCCAGUGCCGAGAUGAUCGUGAGUCCUGUGCGGCUGAGGACCUAUCCGCGGAGUCCGGUCGAGGUGAUGCUACGGUUUCCGGAAGUAAAUUGCAACCAGACGGGCAGCCUGGCCCUGCCGGAGUUCUGGCUGGAGCUGAUUUACUGCGGCAAGGAGCGAAGCUGCGCCCGGAACGUUAGUCUGGCCAAUGUCCUGUUUGCCGAGCAGAUUCGAGGUUUUCCCAAAAACAAGACCCUGCAUCUGGGCUGCCAAUUGUUCGGCCUGGCCGGAAACUAUGCCGUCCAACUGCGGCCCAUGAUUCCGGCCCAAAAUGUACCGACCACACGGCGGCUGCUCAGCGUGGACUGGAGCGAUGAGUUCGUGUUCAAUGUGUACGCCCGCAGCAUCUUUCCGUGCGAUCCCCACACUGGAAUCGGGGUGCUGUACGAGUAUCCUGGCUGCAUCCUGGAGCAGGGCGACCGGGUGCGUCUGUACGCCAGGCAACGGGCGGACGUGGCCUCCCUGAAGCCACCCACCACCCUGCAUUACAUCGCCGAGCAGCGUGUGGUUAAGAGCCAGCACUCGCUCCACUUCUCCUGCGACCUAUUCUACGAGAAGUACGUGGAGUACUGCUUUGUCUACGUCAGCCAAUCAAUAUCUGGAGCGGUGGCCGAUGUUCGGAUGGACUGCGUUCCUACAUUGCCCGUGAGCGAUUCGGACACUGGGGGCUGGGGUCCAUGGAGCGAGUGGACUCCAUGUUCGACCAACUGCCUCGGGGGCACCAGGAAUCGUUAUCGUUUCUGCGACUCACCACCCCCGCGAUACGGAGCCAAAUUCUGCGAGGGACCCUCGGUGGAGACGGAAAAGUGUGGCAAGAGCAUUGCCGAUACAUGGGACUGUAUCUACGAGACCUCUGGAACAUCUAUGGCCAAAGCCAAUAGCACGGAGGUGAGCCAGGAGAUUGGACCCGGAUGUCGUUGCGGCUGCAUUGUCCAUCUGGGCGCCUCGAAGCCCAAACGCAUCAUUGCCGGAGCCACACAAAGCUGUCCCGGCCGCUCCUUCUGGUUAAUACAGGUGGACGGCGAGGAGAGUAUUGCCCUGGCGCUUAGUUUCCUUCGAUUACCCUGCGCCACUCAAUACAUAAAAGUACGCGACGGUCCUUCCCUCUCCUCCACACUUCUGGUGGAGCUGAAUGGCGGUGGCCUCGUCCUCAAGGGAGCCACUGGCGAGGGCGGCAUCCCCGUAUCCGUGGAGUCUACCGGGGGACAGCUUCUGGUGGAGUUCUAUGCGGGCGAUAGCCAAGCGGGGAAUACAUCCUCUGCUGCGGUUCAGGAUGCCCAAUGUACCGGAGGCUUUAUGGCGAAUGUUCAUCAGCUGUUGGCUAACAUCAGUGGCAAUAACACCAUUCCCACUCUAGUGGCAGCCACAAGGAUCUCCGGGAAAAGCCGGACUAAUUCUCAAAAGGCCUUUUCGCGACUCCGAUUUACUUUGGUGCAUCUCAGCGCCAUGAUAUUUGCCAGUAUUAUUAUCGUAAUUAGUGCUCUCCUGGGCGCUCAGUAUGUGGUGCGCUAUCGGAAAUACCACUUGGCCGUGGCUAGAAGACAAGAUGAGGGUUCUCGUCUGCAUACCCCAAGGGCUUCGCUGACUUCUCUACAAGGACCUCCUUCUCGGGCCAUGUCCACCACUACCCUCCUCUCGGAGGUGAUAUAUCUGGUAAAGAUGCGACCCAAACAUCACCUACGCCACUCAAUCCUGCGGGAGAGUGUGGAUGCCGAAAACCUGACGAGUGAGACGGAGUUCAAGGAUACAGAUCCGCAGGCCAUGCUGGCCAAAUGCGAUGAAAUGAAGGAGCUGGGAAGCUCGGCGUCUAUGCUUACCCUCCGCAAUGAGCGCUCCUCGCCAGAUCGUCUCUCUCUGGGCGCGGGCAGUGUGAUCGGAUCACCGUCUUCCGCCGAAGCUGAACUAGCCGGAGUACACAGCCCGGCAGAGGAGUCCAAGGACAGUGGAGCACUGGAGCCCGCCAGUGGCAAGGACAGUGCCAGGGACACUGAGUCCAUUAUAUCCUCGGGCAUGAGCUCCCUCUGCAAUAGUCCGCCGAUGAACAGCAAGCGUCUGAGCAAGUACUCCGAUCGCUACGAUGCGGCAACGUUGAAGCUGUUAUCCUCUCGAUUGGAUGAGAGCCUGCAGGAUGCCAGCUCCUUGCACUCGGUGACGGAGUCCUUGCGGCUGGGCGGACGCCUUGGGUCACGAAGUGUCAGCUCUUCCCUGACAAAUGGAUGCUAUUCUCCAGCUGCCAGUGUGGUUAGUACUGCUACCAUCAGGACCACCAGCAACCCCAAGGAGUCCAAGGAAAAGCAGAAUCGCAAGAAGCUAUUGGCCAGACCGGGCUCAGAGUUCUCGUUGGGAAAUCAGGAGGAACUGGAGAUGGAUUAUUAUGAUUACAAUGUAAUCAACGCCGGCUCGGCACCGGGCUCUUAUCUGGGCAUGGAUCCGGCCUAUCUGGUCUGGAUUCCGCCCUUCGAGGAGGUGGCCGAACGGGAGGAGGAUGACAAAACACCGGAGCCCGAGCCCGAACCCGAUCCGGAGAGGGACGAACGGCAGCCGCUGUACGAGGAGAUCAAGCUGCCCAAGUAUGGACACUAUCUGAGCCCGGCCAGCAACACAGAAUCCAGCAAGUCCACCACGGCGGAUAACACGCCCAGUUCUGAGGAGCGAUCCCCACCGAACAGUGGGCGCCCCUCCAAGGCCACCUCACCCUGUGAGGGUGGCAAGUCCCUGCCCCAUAAGCAGCCCACUCCGUACAUGUCCAGGAAGCAGCGACGCCAGUCCAAGCAGCAGAUCCAAUCUGCUCUGUCCCUGAGCUCCAACUCCCUGGAACAUGAACAGCGCUCCGGCAGGAGCUCCAAGACACCCGCCGAGCUGGCUGCAGUGCAUCAGAAACUGGAGGCCGAGGAGGAGCCCAACGAGUCCAUGACAGGUUCGUAUGUGGAAAAGGAGACGGCGGUAGAGAAGUCCUCGGGGGAUCUGCAGGAGUUUCUGGCUCUAGACGACAUCCAGUUUGCCGAUGAAAGUGGCAGUGAUUACGAGGCAGUCAACCUCAAGAAAACCAACAAGACAGAGUCCUCUUUAAACAAGGACGAAGUCCGGACAAAGCUCCUGAGCAGAAGGGAGCCCAAAUCCCGGGAGGUGUCCGUUUGAAUCAAAAAAUAAUUAUGUAAAUAGAAGCAGCACAAAAAGCUCAUUAAAGUUUAGAUAUAGUUUUCGGAAGAUCUUGUAAAAUACGGGUAAUAUACUAUACAUAUGUCAGCACCAUCAGAAACAUAGACCACCUGGAGUACUCUUUUGUUUUUUUUUCCAAAAGUAGACCUUAAGCUCA
This is a messenger RNA of Drosophila bipectinata, 4739 nucleotides long. RefSeq names its product golden goal (gene gogo). The record is from RefSeq and is a predicted model, not a curated record. Gene Ontology annotation, cellular component: cell periphery. NCBI's taxonomy places the organism in Eukaryota, Metazoa, Arthropoda, Insecta, Diptera, Drosophilidae.